Molecule: messenger RNA, 771 nt
Organism: Ochotona princeps (American pika)
Lineage: Eukaryota; Metazoa; Chordata; Mammalia; Lagomorpha; Ochotonidae
Gene: MUCL3
Product: mucin like 3
Exons: 2
Coding region: 123-410 (95 amino acids)
Source: RefSeq, a predicted model, not a curated record
AAUCUACGACAACGUCUUGCUUAAACAGAACUGUGGUUACCCAUCCAGCACUCAAUAAUUCUUUCCCCAGCACCACAUCUAGAACGGACCCCAGCUCUGGCACAUCACGAGUUACAGGCCACAUGAUGCAGGAUAAAGUCACACAGGGAGGUCUGCAGGCCACAGAAACGGAAGUGGAGGAUCCAUUUCCUGCCUGGGCCAUAGUCAUCGUGGUUCUGGUGGCUGUGAUUCUUCUGCUCCUGUUCCUUGGCCUGGUUUUCUUGAUCUGCUACUUGACUCGAACACGCCAUGCACGGACCCCGGAUACUGAGGACAAUGAGCCAGAUGAUGAGGGGGGCCCCAACUCCUACCCGGUCUACCUGAUGGAGCAGCAGACUCUGGGCGGGGGCCAGAUCCCCUUCCCGCGAUGAUCUCUGAGAAGCAUUCACCCCCAGAGCCUCCACACUCUGUCCCUCUCCCGAAUGAGGAAUCACGCUCAAAAUGCUGAUUUGCUGGACUCCGGGAAGAGUAGCCAACAUUGGCACUCCAUUUGCUGUGGUUCUUUGUUGAAACUGGCGGGGAGGUGAGAUGAUUAACAAGAAGAAUGUGAAGUGGGAGGAAAGAGAAGAAAAGGAUGACUCACACCUGUGGGUGUUCUCUUAGAAAGUGAUGGCUGGAGACUCAAGAGGGGCUUGGUGGACAUGUCGGGUGAAGAGCAAUCCAGGACACUGAGACUUGGGAUGGGCGUGGCCCAGGGAGCUAAAAGCAAGGCUCUGCCCUUGCUGACUUGUG